CUCUACACCUUUACAAUACCAGUCAUCAUGCUGAACGGAGUUUACACCCCCAUACCUAGAGGAGCUGGCCGAAGGGGAGCCGGCCGAAGGGGAGCCGGCCUGGGCACAACUGGAGGGUGACACCCUCGCUGUUCUACGACCAGGAAAAACCCAGGCUGGAGCUCAAAUCCGAGCCGUGUUUUGAUGACGAUUAUGGCAACAUUGAUACAUGACGAAGAACUCCUUAGACUUGGCCAAAACGCCGAAGAAAACUGGCAAUCUUCUACCGUUGAUUAAAGAAGAAUUAAAAUGUAAAAUCCAAGCCAAACGAUUAGCGGCUGGUCAAGAAGAACUAGACAUCCACGAGUCCAAACCCAAAGUCAAUCAGCUGACUGAAGAUGAUAUACGAAGGCGGGAGACCCGUAAAGCUCAGAAUAGACGUGCUGCUCAGCGAUAUCGUGUUAAACAGCGACGCCUGAUCACUACGGACAAACAGGAGAAACAGCGUCUUCGAGUUGGAGAAUGCGUCUCUGCUCGCCCAGGUUUCGUCAGCUGCAAGAAGACAAGCAGAGGAUAUUAGCCAUUCUGGAGGACCACAAGAGGCACUGCUGCUCUCCGCGUGAAGCUGUCGUGCCUGACUGGGAUGUAGACCCCAUCUUUUUCAUCAACUGAUCGAGAGAGAGAGUAUGGGGAAAACCCUUGACACACCCGCCAUAUAACCGUGUUGCAGCCUACAUGUGCAGUCAACAAGCAUACGCAUGUGCAACUUCCACCAUCUGCAGACCAGACACGGCAUGCAGCGGCCUUUUGCUAUGUAUUUUUACACAUGUAUAUGUCGCAAAGAGACCAUUGUUCCUGUGUAUUUACGUGUACGUAUAUAGUUUUGAGCGCAUUGUCUCUUUUUAAAAAUGCGAAUGUGUGAUAUCAGCUCAAUGUUGCGCGAGGAAACACCCAUUAGGCUGUUUUCCAUGCCCUCGAUCAAAGUGUAACAAUGCAAUGGGUUCAGUUUUCCAUGCCCUCUGUCAGAGUGUAACAAUCCAAUGGGCUCUGUUUUCCAUGCCCUCGAUCAAAGUGUAACAAUUCAAUGCGCUCAGUUGUCUAUGUCCUCGAUCAACAUGUAACAAUGCAGUGAGCUCAGUUUUCCAUGCCCUUGCAGUGAGCCAAGCUUAUCAAUAUCACAACACAAAAGGUUAUAGACCAACGAAUGGGAAUAAUUUGCACAUGACGACAUUUGCAUUACAUGUAACGUUAGUCUCAGUCUUCCAGUCAUCAAGUUAGAUUUGUUACAUCUUACCAGUA
Molecule: messenger RNA, 1278 nt
Organism: Liolophura sinensis
Lineage: Eukaryota; Metazoa; Mollusca; Polyplacophora; Chitonida; Chitonidae
Exons: 3
Coding region: 209-559 (116 amino acids)
Biological process (GO): regulation of DNA-templated transcription
Molecular function (GO): DNA-binding transcription factor activity
Source: RefSeq, a predicted model, not a curated record